AGCAGUUAAAGAGACCGAUGAAUGAAAACGUGCUGAACACAAAGUCAAGUUGACUGAAGUUCGGAAUGAAUAUAUGUCAUCAAUAAUUGAUAAAGUAAUUAGAAGUUACCACUUUGAAACGAUCAUCGCUUAGUUUAUAAUCUGUCAUUCCGGGCUUUAUGGAUAAUGUGACUUUACCAAGAAAAUUUAAUAUUUGUUUUUUAAAAAGAGACAGAUUGUAAUUUAAGACUACAAAAAAAAAACUGGACUAUAUAACAACAUAUCCAUUUCGCUAAAUAAAAAACAAACAAAUUAUUUUGGAGAUAUAAAUGUUACCCGUAUUAUCUAAAUAAGGAGUUGGAAAUGUAUAUUUGUGGAUUUAUUGUAUAUGUGUUUGGCACAUAUGAAGUGUUUGGAUUGAUAGGUACAGAAAUAGGUGUAGGGAAGAACAAUGUCAAUAUUCGACUUACUGGGCAUCAAUUUAUGGAGAUAAAAGAUAAAUCGCUACAUGAUUGCGUACGGGAAUGCACUCCUCUGGCCCGUUGUAAAUCGUUUAACUAUGACAAGAGUAACAGAGUGUGUGAAUUGAAUGAUGCUGACAGUACGGAUGUUAGUGCUGAUAAAAUGCAGGCCGCAGAUCGUUACAUUUACUCGGACAUAUCCGCCUGGCCAAAG
Messenger RNA from Ruditapes philippinarum (Manila clam), 654 nucleotides. RefSeq names its product A disintegrin and metalloproteinase with thrombospondin motifs gon-1-like. The record is from RefSeq and is a predicted model, not a curated record. Gene Ontology annotation, molecular function: zinc ion binding; metalloendopeptidase activity. Lineage: Eukaryota; Metazoa; Mollusca; Bivalvia; Venerida; Veneridae.